ACCACGAACAACCCUAAAAAACCCAUUUUCUUCCGAUUUCUUCCGAACUCUAAUGGCUGCUUCGUUUCCAUCAAACCGAAGUCGGGAUCAUCAUGUAUUCUUGAGUUUCAGAGGUGAAGACGUCCGCAAAACUUUUCUGGGACAUCUCUGUUCUGCUUUAAAAAAGGAAGGAUUCAGGACAUAUAAAGACGACAAUGAGCUCGAAAGAGGAAGCGACAUAGCCCCCAGCCUACUAGAAGCCAUCGAGCAUUCCAGAAUUGCAAUUGUCGUGUUCUCCGAAAACUAUGCUGAUUCUAGAUGGUGCCUGGAUGAGCUGGUCAAAAUCCUCGAUUGCAGGGACAAGUUAGGUCAGAAUUUUUGGGUUCUACCCGUUUUCUUUCAUGUGGAUCCCUCAGACGUCCGCAACCAGAGGGGGAUCUUUGGCAAAGCCUUUGCGUGUCACCAGAACGUUACCAUGGACAAAGUAGAGAGGUGGAAGACUGCCCUUACCGAUGCUGCGAACAUUGCCGGCUUUGAUCUUCAAAGUGUCAAUGGGGAUGAAUCCGAGUUGAUCGAGAAAAUUAUUGAAAAUGUUAGGCAAAAAGUGCAUCACACUUGUCUUGGCAAGAGGAAGAUGUUUGAAAAAGGUAGUUUUCCUGAAGACCUUGUUAUUGAGAGAGCUCCAGCUCGUGGAAACAGAAUUCCAACAGAGGAUUUAGUGGGGGAAAUUUCUACUAAAGAAGAAAUUUGGGGGUAUUUGAUGGGUGAUGAGGUUGGAAUGAUCGGAGUUUGUGGGAUUGGUGGAGUUGGAAAGACUACGAUCAUGAAGAAUCUCCACAAUGAUUUACUGAGGGAGACUAGAUUUCAGAAAGUCAUUUGGGUUACUGUAUCACAUCUUCCCAAUGUUUUUGAAUUACAAAAGAAGAUUGCUGGUGCUAUGGGCAAAAGACUUCUAAAUGAUGAUAAAGAUGAUGAUGGAGUGAUGAUGAGAGCGGGGGAACUAAUGGAUAUAAUGGAAGGAGUGAAAUUUGUGGUAAUAUUAGAUGAUGUAUGGGAAAAGUUCUCUCUUAAGGAAGUUGGAAUUCCGGAUCCGAAGGCACAGAAUGGGUGCAAAGUAGUUGUCACUAGUAGAUCAAUUGAAGUAUGCAGUUAUAUGAGUUUGAGAGAUAUGGCUAUCAUAAGCAUUGGUCCUGAAUUUGGAUAUAUGAUAAAAGCUGGUAUGAAUUUGGUGGAGUUACCAGAUGAGCAUGGUUGGGUAGAAGAUCCUAAGAAGUUGUCUCUAAUGGCAAAUAACAUUUUAAAAGUUCCUCUUAGUCUGUCCCCAAAGUGUUCCACCCUUUUGACAUUGAUAUUGUCAAGUAAUUCUAAUUUGUCAGAGAUUCCAGAAUCUUUUUUUGGAGAGAUGCUUCCUUUGAAGGUUCUUGAUCUCUCUAGCACUGCUGUUGAGACUCUACCUACUUCCAUCUCUAAAUUGAAGAAUCUAUCUACCCUGCGAUUACAGCUUUGCAAGAAGUUAAAGUACUUGCCUUCCUUGGCAAACCUCAAGGGAUUGAAGAAGUUGGACUUGCACAGGGCAGGGAUUGAGGUGGUCCCACAAGGCAUGGGGAUGUUGAUAAGUCUUGAAUAUCUUGAUUUGUUAUUUUGUCCAAAUCUGAAAGAGAUUCCAACAGGAAUAUUACUUAACCUUUCCAGUCUCCAGUAUUUGGCAGUUUGUUGUUUGCGAGAAACUACAAUAGUGAGAAAUUUUGAAGAGGUUGCUAGACUGAAGAAGUUGGAGACCUUAGAAUGUAAUUUUGAUGACAUACAAGACCUCAAUUAUUUUGUCAACAAGUUCAAAGAUUUCCAAAGGGCUAUUGCUUACAGUCUUCUAGUUGGGAGUGCAAAAGACAUGCGUAGAAAGAGCAAACAUGAGCUUGCAAUUAUUGAUUGCGAGAUCGGGGAAGAAUGUAUAAUGCUUCCAAAUAAGCUUGAAUAUUUGUGGAUAAGGGGAUGUAAAAACAUGGGAAGCAGCUUAAGCAAAAUAGCUCUGUCAGAAAACGCAAAUGAGUUGAGGGCAUGCGAUAUUGAUCAAUGUGCAGAGAUAGAGUGCGUGGUUGAGUUGGACUCAUCCUCCUCCUCCUCCUCAUUGCGUUGUCCUGUAUUUGAUAAGCUCGAAGAGUUGCGGCUUCAUGGAUUGCCUAGGAAGUUGCUUCCACUUGAGCUAUUGCAUACCCUCCAAAACUUAGAGGCGAUUACAGUUACUUUUUGCGAUCAAAUAGAGGAUAUAAUAGCAUCAUUGGAUUCUGAUGCAUCAUCAUCGGAUAAAUUCACUUUCACUUUUCCUAAGUUAAGGGAAUUGCACUUAUCGUACUUACCCCAAUUGAAGAGCAUCUGCAGUGCCAAAGGAGUUAUGGUUUGUAAUUCUAUUGAAAAAAUCACAAUAAGUGUAUGUCCGGAGUUAAAGAGGAUCCCUGUGCAACUUCCCCAACUUGAUAACGGCCAACCAUCUCCUCCUCCUCAUCUCAGAGAAAUCAAGAUACGUGAAAGUUCAAAAGAAUGGUGGGAAUCAGUGGAGUGGGAUCAUCCUAACGCUAAGAACCUCCUUCAACCCUUCUUGAAAUAUUCUACAUAACCGUGGGAUUGAGGAUUCAUUUCAUUUGCAUUUUCUAGGCAUCUUCCAGGAAAUUUCCAGUUAUAAUUUGGACAAGUUCUCUCCUCUUCUGCUUAGCCGGCUACAAUUUUUAUCAUCUGACAGAAUUAUUAGCCUUGCAAUUGGAUUGAUUUGCUGCUACAUCUAAUUCUCUUGGCCUAGCUAAUUUGGUUAUCAUUAUCCAUUUUCCGCAAUUUCUUUGGUGAAACAUACAGGUAUACUAUUUAGAUUUUCGAUCUUGAUUAAGUUAUGUUCUCUUUGAGAUAUAAAAUAAAAAUAUCUAAAUUUU
Messenger RNA from Rubroshorea leprosula, 2897 nucleotides. Lineage: Eukaryota; Viridiplantae; Streptophyta; Magnoliopsida; Malvales; Dipterocarpaceae. The record is from the annotation of a GenBank genome assembly.